Doryrhamphus excisus (bluestripe pipefish) is the source of this 930-nucleotide messenger RNA. RefSeq names its product membrane magnesium transporter 1 (gene mmgt1). Lineage: Eukaryota; Metazoa; Chordata; Actinopteri; Syngnathiformes; Syngnathidae. Gene Ontology annotation, cellular component: EMC complex; Golgi apparatus; early endosome. The record is from RefSeq and is a predicted model, not a curated record.
GUGUUAUUGGGUCACGUUGCGACAUUUUACGACAACGGUUUAUGACACCACAGAGUUCAUCACUGUCCUGCUGAAAAUGGCGUCGUCGUUUUGGAAAGGUGUCGUCGGAAUUGGACUUUUUGCCUUAGCACAUGCAGCUUUCUCAGCAGCACAGCAUCGAUCUUACAUGAGACUCACGGAGAAAGAAAACGAAACCCUGCCAGUUGACAUUGUAUUACAAACCCUAUUGUCUUUUGUAAUGACGUGUUAUGGUAUUGUCCACAUUGCUGGAGAGUUCAAGGACAUGGAUGCUUCCUCAGAGCUCAAGAACAAAACCUUUGAUACACUGAGGAAUCAUCCGUCUUUUUACCUUUUCAACCACCGAGGACGAGUGCUGUUCCGCUCCUCAGAGGAGGAGGUGUCCUCACUGCGCCAGCAGCAAGCUCUUCCCAUCCCGUUACGGCUCCGCAAACUGGAGCAUUUGCACUGAGACUGGCCUUUUUUUUCCCCCCCUGCCUGUAAGAUUACUAAUGUCACUUAGGAUUUUGGUUGUGGUUAGACCAAAGGUGGUGGAGGCCCAACGCAACACCCCCUAUUUUUUGUUUUCAUGUACAUAAAGGAUGUAUCAUGCUGUACAAACAUGCACCUCUGUUCACAUGAUUGCGCCAUCAUGUCCACCUCCCGCCUGUGUGCCAACCCUUGUGUUUUUCAAGCAGGUGUGUUUGUAUGGAAAUGAUUUGGAGUCUUAAAUUCUGAGACCUCUCGCCAUUGUUGUCCCUUCUCACACGACUUGGGAUAUUUGUCUUCUUUGCACUGAAUAUGCUCUGUAUGAAGGGUUUUUAAAACGCUUCUUUAGUAUCAUCUACUCGUCAGUCUCCAGAAGAUAGUAGGGCAGCGUUUAGGUUUGUUGUCUUGUUUGCAAUAAAGAGGUUUGAUAUCUGUGACAGGAAA